Adineta steineri is the source of this 705-nucleotide messenger RNA. The record is from the annotation of a GenBank genome assembly. NCBI's taxonomy places the organism in Eukaryota, Metazoa, Rotifera, Eurotatoria, Adinetida, Adinetidae.
AUGAUUGACAUGGAAGAUAGUUCGGUUGAAGAAGAUUUUAUACCUAGUGGUAGUGUAGCGGCAUGUGAUGUUUAUAUUCGUAUGCAAUUUUUACGUAAAGUUUAUGGUAUUGUUGCCGUUCAACUUUGUUUUGUUACAAUAGUAUCAACUAUAAUGAUAUCAAUAGAACCUGUGAAGAUGUUUUUUCAAAAUCAUCCAGGCUUUUUUAUGUUAUUAUUUCUAGCAACAAUGGUUAGUUUAUUGGCUGUUUAUAUAAAUCGUCUUGAAUAUCCACUAAAUUUUGCUUUACUUGCUCUAUUUACAUUCUUUGAAUCGUUAACAAUGGGUACAAUUGUUUCAUUUUUUGAUAAAAUUUUAGUUCUACAAGCAUUAUUAUUAACUGCUGUUAUUGUUGUUAGUUUAACAAUAUAUACAUUUCAAACUAAACAUGAUUUUUCACCGAUGGGAGCAAGUUUAUAUAUACUAUUAUUUGUCUUAGUUGCAGGUGGAUUCAUUCAAAUUUUUAUUCGUAAUCCAUUUAUGGAAUUAUGUCUUGCAUUAGGUGGUGCACUUGUAUUUAGUCUUUAUUUAGUUUAUGAUACACAAGAGAUAAUGCGUAAAAAAUCACCUGAAGAAUAUAUUGAUGCUGCAAUACAAAUUUAUCUUGAUAUAACACGUUUAUUUAUUGAAAUUUUACGUAUACUUGAAGCUAUGCGCCGUGAAUAA